Messenger RNA from Penicillium odoratum, 1227 nucleotides. Its product is annotated as E1 ubiquitin-activating protein AOS1. NCBI's taxonomy places the organism in Eukaryota, Fungi, Ascomycota, Eurotiomycetes, Eurotiales, Aspergillaceae. Gene Ontology annotation, biological process: protein sumoylation. Gene Ontology annotation, molecular function: SUMO activating enzyme activity. The record is from RefSeq and is a predicted model, not a curated record. The transcript is spliced from 4 exons. Bases 1 to 1227 code for a protein of 408 amino acids. Gene Ontology annotation, cellular component: cytoplasm; SUMO activating enzyme complex.
AUGACUGAGUCUCAAAAUCAGCAGAACGGCCAGAUUAGUGCCGAUGAGAUCGCUCUAUAUGAUCGUCAAAUCCGACUAUGGGGCAUACAAGCCCAAGAGAAAAUUCGCUCGGCCAACAUUCUCUUAAUUACUGUCAAAGCUCUUGCAAAUGAAGUCGCCAAGAACUUGGUCCUAGCAGGUAUCGGAUCCUUAACCAUCAUCGACCACGAACCGGUGACAGAGAACGACCUGGAGGGACAAUUUUUUUUGGAGGAGGCAUACCGGGACGAAGAACUUGUCAAAGAAGGGAAAAACCGUGCCGAAGUUGCCGGUCCUCAAAUCAAGCGCAUGAACCCACGAGUCAAGCUCACCAUUGACACCGACGACGUCCGAACCAAGCAACCAGACUUCUUCGCUCAAUUCGAUAUUACAAUUGCGACGGAACUGGAUUUCAACACCAACGCAACUAUCAACGCAGCCUGUCGCCUUGCAAACCGCCCUUUCUACGCCGCCGGUCUUCAUGGCUUCUACGGCUACGUCUUCGCUGAUUUGAUCUCUCACGACUUUGUGAUCGAGCGCGAAAAGUCCAACGUCUCCCCAGUGACCCAGGAAACCCCCACCCGCAGCAUCGUCAACGUGACCACCAAAACAAAAGACCAAAAGACAGACAAGAAAAUCGAACUAGUCACCAAGCGCGAAACCUACUCCCCGCUCAUCCUGGCAAAUACUUCACCCCUUCCAGAAGAGUUUACUCGUCUUCCUCGCCGCCGCAAACAAGUCACGCCCCUUCUUAGCUGUCUGCGCGCACUAUGGGAAUUUGAAAAGAUGUCCGGCGGCCGCCGCCCCACAUUCAACCACGCUGAUCUGGAACUCUUCACCAAGAUCGCACGUGAAAGCCACCAAGAAUUGCAAUUGGAUAUGGCUUCAUUGGACUCCGUCUUCCUGCGCACGUUCCUCCAGAACCUAGGCAGCGAGUUGAGUCCUAUCGCCGCUUUCCUCGGUGGCGCAUUGGCUCAGGAUGUGAUUAAUGUUCUUUCGGCACGAGAACAACCAUUGCAGAACAUGCUUCUCUUUGAUGGUGACAAGAACGUUGGUCCUAUCUAUCCUCUGCAUCCGUUCUUCCCCGCCGAGAUGGGUGUGGAGUCUUUGGGAGCUGUCCCACCGAUUGCCAAUCCCAUUCCAUUGGGGCAGCCACAGCAGUCUACGAUUCCGUUACGUAUGGAUGGUAUGCCUACUACCAAUGCAUAA